This is a messenger RNA of Rosa rugosa (rugosa rose), 378 nucleotides long. RefSeq lists its product as uncharacterized. The transcript is spliced from 2 exons. Bases 1 to 378 code for a protein of 125 amino acids. The record is from RefSeq and is a predicted model, not a curated record. NCBI's taxonomy places the organism in Eukaryota, Viridiplantae, Streptophyta, Magnoliopsida, Rosales, Rosaceae.
AUGUCACCAUUUCGGUUGGUGUAUGGGAAGGCGUGCCACUUACCUGUGGAGUUGGAGCACAAGGCUUGGUGGGCCGUGAGGAGAUUCAACAUGGACGUGGACGAAGCUGGACUUCAUAGGAAGUUGCAACUCAAUGAGCUUGAGGAAAUUCGAAAUGAUGCCUAUGAUAGUGCACGGAUUUACAAGGAAAAGACAAAGGCUUUUCAUGACAAGAUGAUUCGUGGAAAGACCUUUGUAGUUGGUCAAAAAAUAAGAAGUAACACUACUGGAGCUGAGUUCAAGGUGAAUGGCCAUCGUCUUAAGCCUUACUAUGAGUCGUUUGUGGAGCACAAUGUGGAGGAUGUACCCCUCCAAGAGACACCACCAACUGAGGAAUAA